Dreissena polymorpha is the source of this 568-nucleotide messenger RNA. RefSeq names its product beta-1,4-galactosyltransferase 4-like. Gene Ontology annotation, molecular function: glycosyltransferase activity. Gene Ontology annotation, biological process: carbohydrate metabolic process. The coding region runs from base 1 to 447 and encodes 148 amino acids. The transcript has 4 exons. Lineage: Eukaryota; Metazoa; Mollusca; Bivalvia; Myida; Dreissenidae. The record is from RefSeq and is a predicted model, not a curated record.
AUGAAGGACCCCAGUGGAGCGUUCAAUCGAGCCAAGCUGUUCAACGUCGGAUACAACGAGUCCUCAAAGUACGGCGACUUUGACUGCUUUAUUUUCCAUGAUGUCGAUCUCAUUCCGGAGAAUGACACAAACCUUUAUCAAUGCGAGGACCAGCCCAAACACAUGUCCCCGGCUAUGAGUUCGUUCAAUUAUAGGAUCCCAUAUUCCUCUUUUGUUGGAGGAGUCCUAGCCAUGAAUAAAACAGUCUUCCAGCUGGUGAAUGGCUUCUCCAAUCUCUACCUCGGAUGGGGAGGCGAGGAUGAUGACAUGUCAGUAAGAUUCAAGCUUUUGGAGGAGGCGAAGACGAGAAUGGCAACUGACGGGCUGAAUUCACUUCAAUAUAACUUGGUAUUCUCAAACACCACGAAGAAUUACGUGCACAUAAUGGCGAACCUAUAUACUAUUUGAUAUGUACAGACAACUUUUUAUGUAACAUAUUCCUCAUGAUAUAAUUGUGCCUCUAUGCAUUCAUGUCUCUAAAAACGACCCUUUUAGAGUGAGCAAAGCUUUCCCAUUUAUAAAAUUAUCU